ACUCCUUCAAUUCUCUUUCCUCUCUCUUUUAUCUUCUCCGCUAUUUCGCGCUUCAAAUUUUCUGAGAUUUUCUUCUUCGGAACUAUGCGAAUUGCUUCACUUUCUACACACUAAAUGCAUGUGAUCUGGCAUGAGUUGACGAUUGAUCACAUCGAUCGGUAGGUGAAUAUUUCAAACGUCGGUUGAUUGAUGCGCUGUCGUUUGAGAAUCAUUUGAUGGAUCCGAUCUGGACGCAGAAUGACGUCCCUUCCGCUUCGCAUUUCUUCCUCGCUAUCUACUUCGCUUUUGCGUUCGUUGCUGCAAGGUUCAUUCUCGACAGAUUCAUCUUUCGCAGGCUUGCGAUCUGGUUGUUGAGUGGAGGUAGCAAUCACCUCAAACUUAAUGAGGAGACGAGGGCAAAAAUAGCAAAAUGUUCAGAGUCAAUGUGGAAGCUUACAUACUAUGGUACUGCUGAGUUUUGCAUCUUGACAAAUAUCUACCCAGAACCAUGGUUUAGUGAUAUAGAGGCAUACUUCACAGGAUGGCCUGAUCAAGAAUUGAAGCUUCCCGUAAAACUUUUCUACAUGUGCCAAUGUGGGUUUUACGGCUAUAGCAUUGCGGCCCUGCUUACCUGGGAAACGCGGCGGAAGGAUUUCUCUGUUAUGAUGUCACAUCAUAUUGUCACUGUGAUCCUAAUAUCUUUAUCAUACAUUACGAGAUUCUUUCGGAUAGGAGCAGUAGUUCUUGCAUUGCAUGAUGCUAGUGAUGUGUUCCUCGAAGCUGCUAAAGUUUUCAAAUACUCUGGGAAAGAGGUGGGAGCUAGUGUGUGCUUUGGUUUGUUUGCCGUAUCAUGGCUUGUACUACGGCUCAUAAUCUUUCCAUUUUGGAUCAUAAGGUCGUCAAGUUUCUACUCAUGCGCAGUCUUGAUCUUGUCAGACACAUACUUGGCUACCUUAUACUACCUCUACAACACAAUGUUACUGACCCUGCUUGUUUUUCACAUUUACUGGUGGAUUCUCAUUUCCUCGAUGAUCACAAGACAGCUCAAAAAUAGAGGAAAAGUUGGGGAAGAUAUUCGAUCAGAUUCUGACGAUGAUUAGUUGGAAACCACACUAUUUGGAGAAGUACGUUUAGCCCGCUCGCGAAGUAUCUUUGGACACUGCAAGGUGUUGUAGGUUUGUCUGCCAAAUGUUAGUUGAUUUUUGCAUUGUUGUAAAAGGAAGAAAUAAUUAGAUAUUUGUAGCACUCAUGUUUCGAAGGAAUGUCAGGUGUACAAUUUGUAGGUGCUUUGCUUGUAUAACUUUUAUUGCUAUUAGCUUCCAGGAAAUGAAAGCAUGAUUUAACCACAA
Messenger RNA from Sesamum indicum (sesame), 1328 nucleotides. Its product is annotated as ceramide synthase LOH2. The record is from RefSeq and is a predicted model, not a curated record. Gene Ontology annotation, cellular component: membrane; endoplasmic reticulum. NCBI's taxonomy places the organism in Eukaryota, Viridiplantae, Streptophyta, Magnoliopsida, Lamiales, Pedaliaceae. Gene Ontology annotation, molecular function: sphingosine N-acyltransferase activity. Gene Ontology annotation, biological process: ceramide biosynthetic process.